AUUUUUGACCGUUUUAUUUUUUCUGAACGGAUGUGCAAUCACACAUUAUUUUUUCGUUAUAUUUUGACGGUUUUUGUUCUUUAACUGUACAUAUCUGAAAUAAAAUUGAAAUAUAUUUGAAAGUUCCUCAUUCAUCUUUUGAGUUUUCGUUUUGAAUUUACAUUCUCUUUAGUGAAGUUGAUUUUUAAAUUCAUCAAGCAUGGACCAAUGGAUUCGUGAACAACAGUACAAAAAUAAAGGUAUAUGCGGAAUGAAGUUGUUAGAAACAAGGAGAAGUGCUUCUCAAAUCAACAGAAAACAACAACGAAAUAUUUUAUUGGAAAAAUUUCGAAAUAUACCCGAAAAUAUGUCUCCAAUAAACUCUCCUUUAGUAUCUAAAACUAAAGAAGUACAAGAGGAAAAGCCAAAUACUAAAAAAACAGUUGGUAAUAGUAAACGAUUAGAAAUGUUGAAGAAGUGGAAGGAAGAAAGGGAGAAAAAAAAAAUAGAAGCCAAAAGACAAACUAAACCGGUUUUCAAAGUUUAUCAUGUUGAACACAAAGAUACUUUGGAUAAAAAUUAUGAAAAUAUUAAAGGAAAAAAAUCAAUUAAAACAAAAGAAAACGCCCCGAUCAAAUCGUUCGUCAAAAAUGAAAUUUCAGAGAAUGGUACUGGUAGAAAAGUUCCCUCUGGUCGUUCUGAGAAUACUAAAAUAUCAAGAAGUACUUCAAAAAAGCCAAAUGCUGAAAGUUUUAGUAGUUCUACAAACCAAAAAAGUAAAACUAAUCUAGGAAAGAAACAAGAAAAUAAGACUAAGGUUCAAAUUGGACAAAAAUCACUUAAUAAUAAAAUAAUCUCUAACAAUCAACAAAAAAGCCCCAAAAAAAAAUCUGAUUCUAAAUUACCAGAUCAAGUAAGUGUUGAUGAUAAAAAAUUAAUCAAGAGAGAACAAUUGAGUGCUCUGAAAAAAUCUAAAAUAAAGAAUAAGAAACUGAACAGUCCACAAAGUAAACCAAUGGUUGAGAAUAAAGAUCAAGUCAGUGAUGACUUGAACUCUUCAUCAUCUGAGCAAAAAAAAUUAUACCAAGAGAAUUCUUCAGAUAUGAAUGGCCAAGAAGAAAAAGACAAGUCAAUAAUAAAAAGAAGAUCUUGCAGAAAAAGUAAAGUUGAACCCCUUCAAGAUGAGGAAACUAAUAUUCCUGAGGGUAAUUAUGAUUUAACCACUGUAGGCCAAGUUAAAACUAAUUGUGAAAGUUGGAAAGUGGAAACCGAUUCUGAAGGAGAAGAAAAAACUAUGAAGGUUCAAGAAUUGAAAAAGAAUAUUAAUAAGACUGAGUUAAUACAGGAAGACUCGAGUGAAUUAUCCUUCUCAAUUGACAGAUCAACUAGGCAACAAGAUGAAAAGAAAACACCACGUAAAAGUACAAGAUUUGCAAAUAACGAUGAUAAUCAAAAAGAAUUAAUGUCUUCAAAUACAUCACAGAGAAAAAAAAAGCAUCCUGAAACACCUUUUCGAAAAUCUUCAAAAAAAUCCAUGGGCGAUAAUAGUGCUGACACAAAUGUUGAUGCUUUUUCAACGCCGCAAAAGGAGCCUGAGGAAAUCUGUUAUAUCAGUCCAUUUGUUACAGUAAGUCGGGGAAAAACCGCUGCCCGAAAAGAGUUUCAACAGAGGAAAUCUCUCAAUGGCUCAAUGUUUAAUACAUCUGUAUCAGAACUAAGAAGCCCAAAAGCGGCAGCCGGUUAUUUCACACAUAAGCUAAACAAAGAAAUUGCAAGAAUUCAGGAUUUAUGCAAUACAUGGCAGAAAUAUAAGGAUGAUGGUAAUCUAUCUGAAGAUGCCUGCGGUGUUAUUGAUAUGACCAUUGGCCAGUCCAACUUACUGAUCUCGAAAAAGUUCAAUCAAUUUCGUAGUUUGAUUGAGAGAUGCCUAGCAAAUGAUGAACUGGAUAUGAAGAUUGAAUGCGAGGACCUCCAUGGAUUUUGGGAUAUGAUGUAUAAACAAGUAUCUGAUGUGGACAAAAGAUUUGAAAAUUUAGAAUAUAUGAAACAAAAUAACUGGCUGGAAGAGGCACCUAAAAUAAAAACACCCAAAGUAGCUGUCAAGGGAAAAAAGAAGGGUAAAGCUAAAACGAAUUCUAAGGCCUCUUCAAUGUUGAAGGAGACAAUAUUAGCUGCAAGAAGAAAUCGGGAAAAACAAGCAAAAUCGGAAGGUGACAUAGAAAUAUUAAUCGUUGGAAAAGAGAGAACUCCUAGGAGAAAGUCCACGGUAUCAUCCACCCCAGGUAAAGGAAUUUUGAAAUCAAGUAAUGUCAAAUCAGAAAAGAGAAAAACCGUUGUUUUCCAUAAUCUAAGAGAAAGUUUAGGCAGUGCUACAAAAUCUCCUGUUUCACCUCAAAUAAAUAGAACUCCAGUUCAAACAAGAAGAUCUGCAAGGUUAUCUUUAAAUAGGAGCAAGUUAGUUUUUGAAUAAUUUAUUAUGUUUAUUGUGUAUAUUUGAUCUUUAAUCAGUUUUUGAAUAGAUUUUAAUUCACAAAAUAUA
This is a messenger RNA of Harmonia axyridis, 2518 nucleotides long. Its product is annotated as disks large-associated protein 5-like. Lineage: Eukaryota; Metazoa; Arthropoda; Insecta; Coleoptera; Coccinellidae. Gene Ontology annotation, biological process: regulation of mitotic cell cycle; signaling; kinetochore assembly. Gene Ontology annotation, cellular component: cytoplasm; spindle pole centrosome; nucleus. The transcript is spliced from 9 exons. Gene Ontology annotation, molecular function: microtubule binding. The record is from RefSeq and is a predicted model, not a curated record. Bases 200 to 2449 code for a protein of 749 amino acids.